This is a messenger RNA of Exophiala mesophila, 1835 nucleotides long. RefSeq lists its product as uncharacterized. Lineage: Eukaryota; Fungi; Ascomycota; Eurotiomycetes; Chaetothyriales; Herpotrichiellaceae. Gene Ontology annotation, biological process: regulation of DNA-templated transcription. Gene Ontology annotation, molecular function: zinc ion binding; DNA-binding transcription factor activity, RNA polymerase II-specific. The transcript is spliced from 3 exons. The coding region runs from base 161 to 1786 and encodes 541 amino acids. The record is from RefSeq and is a predicted model, not a curated record.
GCAGAGUUCUCUGUGCAUUCAAAAGAGCCAGGGCCCUGGAGGGCCGAUCCUCUUGCAGCUUGGUUUCUUCUUUCCAUACUCUCAGCCACAUGUUCUGCAUCUGUCUAGGUGAUUAAUCAUACUAUGUUUAAGGUCCGUCUUUUGAAGCACCCGAUGUGCCAUGGUAGGAAUUUCGCGGAAUAGAGGUUGCGGGACAUGCAGGAAACGGAAAAUCUUGUGCUCUCAAGAACGGCCUGCGUGUGCACAAUGUAUCAAAUCCAAACGAGUUUGUGCUGGUUAUCGGCUGUGGCCGGUCUUUGUCGACUACGAAGCUCGCAAUCAGCCAGGCCUCAAGUUUCGGCCGCGUCCAACGACCAAAGAUGAUUGUAUCUCGGUCAGGGGUAUGGAGAGACCCGCGACUGAGAUUAUCUCCCAGGAAUCGACACCGACUUGCAAGGAGUUGAGCCAGAGCCCAGAGAUGAAGUUGAUUCAAAUGAACCUUCUGCCGUCCUAUCGACAACAGCUUCUUUGUGAAUACGUCGUUCAAAUCAUUCCUAUGAGCAAGCUUGGUCGGUUGAAAGAGCAUAUGUGGUUUUUGUCGCUGCCCUCUCUGCCUCAUCUAAGCGCUGCAUUGGAAGUAUCGGCCGUCGCUUUGUGUGCGGCAAAGCUAGGGGAUUACAAGCAAGACAAGCGUCUCGCCUUUGAAGGAUCGCGGUUGUACCAUCGAGCCCUCGGGGAAUUGAUCAAAGCAUUAUUCCGGCCCGAGUCGGCGAUGGAUGAUCAAACCUUGGCAGCCUGUGCCCUGCUUACCCAUUACGAAAUGAGCCAGUGUCCUCAGAACUCGGUUCUUGCAUACACGCAGCACAUGUUAGGGUUCCGGAAGUUGGUCCACUUGAGGGGGCCUGAGAGGCAUGCCACUGGCAUGGCACACGAGAUCUUUCUCGUAUUCCGGACCCAAGAGAUCCUCCAUGAUAUCGUGACGGACCAGCUGGGCUUCAUCACUGAACCUGCAUGGCAACAGAUCCCGUGGCAGGGCAGGCGAAAGCCAGCCGAGGAUCGCAUCUGGGAUUUGCUCACCUUGUCUCCAAUUCUGCUCAAUCACCAGCGAGCCUUGGAACAGAUGAGUCUUCAAGACCAGCCUCGUGCUGCCAUGGCUAUUAUCAAACUGUGCUGGGAUUUAGAUGAACAACUGACAGCAAUUUGUAAGGAAGUUCUCGAAGGACAUGAAACUCCACAUUACUGGCCAGUGAAACCCAAGUACACAAGCUACGACGGGAGUAAAGACGGUGACUUAGUGAUGCCCUUGGUAUUCUACUUUGAGGAUUUGGCCGCAGCGAGAUUACACAUCACUCUGUGGACAGCACAAGCACUCUUCUGGCAUACAAUGACAGAACUAUACAAGAGAGUAUCUGCGUUAUUGCGAGCAAAUGCGGCAAUUGAUGUACAAGAGCUGCACCCUAACCUGGAAAACUUUUCAAUACCGGCUGUUGACUCUCCUCGCGCUGAUGACUACCAUCUUCCACCACUCGAACAUCGGUGUGACUUUUUCACACCGGUGUACAACAUUAUUCGCUCUACAGAAUUCUGCCUGCAGGAUGAAUUUUUGGACCUGGGCGCCAAGACGGUGGCUGCACCGCUGAGGUUGGCGAUGGAAACCAUCCGAGGAAUACCAAAAUAUGAAGCAGAGUAUCGAUGGGGGGAUCGAAUGAUGGUUGAGAUUCAAAAUCGAUCGUUGCGCAUGCUCGCGCUCUAUGUACAAGACUGGGAGGCUGUCUCCCCUAGGACACACGUCGCACCACUCGAAUGAAGAAGGGAAAAUAAGACUUGAUCAAAAUCACUAAAGAUUCUAACUGGCA